UAGUCUAUUUAUAGCCAACCACAUGACCUGACGUGUUGUGUUUACUGUUAGACAGGACAGAUUUUGAGAACGGGGCAUAGUUUUUUUUUCCGGAUAUAACCCCGCCACUGGAUAAGGAGGGUAACUUUGCGGAAUCGCAAUGUUUAGAUUCAUAAGCGCAAUAAGGAAUGGAUCUGCUGUUGAAGAAAUCGAGCGAUGGCGAGUGAAGAGCGACACGGAUAUGUUGGACGGGGGAGGGGACAUAUUGUAUCCUCCCUUGGAAGCGCUUCGCUUUGCAGUAAUGUACAGUCAUCUGGAUUAUGCACGCCACAUUCUUCGGACAUUUGGUGAGGAGGUUCUAAGAGUGAGUCUGUGUUGCCCGCUUCUAUUAUUAUCUGUCAGACUUAACGACGAGGCAAUGCUGAAAUUACUUUGCGAGGAAAGCCGGUUAAUCGGUGGCAAGGUGAACAUAAAUUAUGUAAAUUCAAGAGGUUGUGACCUAAUGGAGAACGGGAAGACAGCGCUACACACUGCCGCCGAGCUGGGAUACGUGAACUGUACGAAGGUGUUAUUACAACAUGGAGCGAACCCCACCUUGAAAGAUUCCACUCGCAUGACACCUUUGGAGAAAUCGUGCAGAAAAUACCGAGCAACGCUGAACAACCUAAGGUGUUGUGUUGAGCUACUCAAGUGUGAAAAACAGGUUCAGAACGAGUUGCUUCCCUUAUUAAUAACUCUUCACGACCGAGUUCAUGUUGACGGUGUUUGUGACGUGUGCAAAUUUGUGCCGACUUCUGUUCAGCCGAGCAGCUUAGAACACCUCAGCAAAUGUAGCAUACGUAUGACUCUUGGAAUACACCUUCCCCAAAUAGUUAAAACAUUACCGCUGCCAUUUAUUGUUCGCAAGUCCAUAUCGUUCCAGGACAACGAGGACGGUACAUAGCAUCAUGGACACUUAAAACGAUUUAGGGCCCAUGAUAGUGUGUAUGUGAUAAGGUUUAGUGACUGGGUUAAUAACAUGGUUGUACGUGUGAGGUCACGGUGACAAUACUGUAUUAAUACAUGUCAGUGGGAAGUAUUGUACAUAUCACCUAGUGUAUUUAUAGGUCAAGAGCGUCUAGGUCGUGUUUAUGUUUGUGUGUUUAGUGUAUGAGUAUUAAUUUAUUUAUCUUCUUUAAUAUAUUUGCCAUGGCAUAUAUUUACCACAUAUAUGCAAAAUGUCCUUUAUUGACGUGUAGGGACCCGUGUCCACGAACACAUGAAUAGUCCCACAACUAUGCACAUUGACACUGCAACCGUCUGCUGUCAUUUUUAAAAAUAUAUCUCAACGUUUGCACUUUACGGGUCUGUGUAUUGUGUCUGAUGUGUUUAACCAUGAAAUUUAAUUUUUAUUUUUAAGACACCCCUCCCUCUACAUAGCUCAAAGAUACAGAUUGUCAAAUUAGUUGUAACGUUAUGGUAGAAUGAAUAUCUGUAAUUGUCAUCUGAUAUUUAUUUUGUUAUUCGUAAUCAUGGAGUAAAUUAUAGAAUGAGAUUCGUGUUUAAUUUAUUAAAUCAAAAUCACGAGAUCUUGUUAUUAUCUGUUACUAAUUUUAUUAUUAUUAUUAUUCUAAUUUAUGCGGCUGUGUACAAGCUUGUAACAUUUUUAUCUGGGUGAAUGCUUGAAUGUUUGUUGUUGUUAAUUGGGAAUGAAUUCUGCUUUCUUAUAGAGAUACACAAUAUAUACAUGAAUAAAACAAUACUAUCAUA
Messenger RNA from Haliotis rufescens (red abalone), 1728 nucleotides. RefSeq names its product ankyrin repeat domain-containing protein 9-like. The record is from RefSeq and is a predicted model, not a curated record. Gene Ontology annotation, molecular function: protein binding. The transcript has a single exon. NCBI's taxonomy places the organism in Eukaryota, Metazoa, Mollusca, Gastropoda, Lepetellida, Haliotidae. Bases 140 to 922 code for a protein of 260 amino acids.